GCUGGGGUGUGGAGGAAAGACUCCAUGCCCGAUGAUGCAGGUUAAAGUCACCGCCGAGAAGUAGGGGGGAGGUUAGAGGAAAUUGAGAAUGGAUGAGGGCAUAGAGCGCUGCGUGGAGGGUGGCUCCAGCACGAUUAUAGAUGUUUAUGACAAAAAAGGAGAAGGUGGAAUGGAUAAAUUGGAGCGGAACAAUGUCCUGGUGGGUCACAAGGUCCCGUCGGAGAUGUACGUCCCAUUCAGAAAGAAUAGAUUUAUGCACGAAAGUGAUGGCACGCGGGGUGACAUCAUCAGUCGGCGGCGGAAUGAAAAAGGGGGUCCACUGGGGAUGGUUCACAGUACCAAAGAUGUCCGUGCCACCUUCAGCACCAUGAAGUUGGGUCUCCCCAAUGCGACCCCACCAAGGCUCUUGACAAAGAAAAAUGCAGGCGGGCAGAACGUUAAGAAGCGUAUGCAGACGAGGGUUUUCUCUCGCUGCAUUCAGUUGGAAGAAGGAGAGGUGUGCAGUCAUUGGGAUGCGGCAGGCUCAGGUGUCGGCUGAGACCGUGGAGUAGGAUGCCGGAAGUUACGGCGGGUUGGGCAUUCAGGAUCAUCGCUGGCAUGAGGCCCAGCACAAUUGACGCAUUUCAGAUGUGUGCACUCAGAGGCCAUGCCCGAAUCAUCUCGAGCGGCCACGCACUGGGCGCACACAUCGUUAUGGGAGUCGUCACGAUGGUUCACGCUGCCGCACAAGCGGCAGGCAGGUUUUCGGUUCUUAGUGGGGCACUGAG
Molecule: messenger RNA, 767 nt
Organism: Laetiporus sulphureus 93-53
Lineage: Eukaryota; Fungi; Basidiomycota; Agaricomycetes; Polyporales; Laetiporaceae
Exons: 1
Coding region: 89-538 (149 amino acids)
Source: RefSeq, a predicted model, not a curated record